AUGACGCCGAUGGUUUUCCAUGGAUUUGGAGUCCUGCAAGUAAGAAUGUUGAAUGUCUCUGAGAAGAUGGGUUCCAAGCAAAUUGUCCAAUUCCCCAUUUUGUUGGAGGGCGUGCGCAUGUCUAGAAGAGGAAGUGAUCUUGUUGCUCCCGAUUUGAUGACGUGUCUGCAAGAGAUUAGAAGAGGAAGACCUGAAAAUCUUCAUGCUGAAGAAUUGAAUGUCGUCCACAACUCCAAAACUACGACUCCAGUACUCAAUCCAUUCGGUGUUCUGGUGCCUCCUGAUUGGAAUGCAGCUGGACUAGAGGUGGUGAGGGUAUCCAUCCAAAAUUACUUCGCAGAAAUGUCUGAAGACAAAGUCCACGCUUGGCAUGUGUUUUCUCCAGAAACCCAGCAAUCCAUGCCCAUCAUCGGUUCCAUUGGCAGUAGGAGACUGGGGAUAUGUGCUGGGUCCAACGACCUUCAUCCGGGGAUGUUGGCCGUCGUCUAUACAGAGGAGAAAACGUCACGGCCAUGGAUAGGAAAGAUAACCUCCGUAGAAGAGAAAGAAGUGACCAUCCACUGGUACCAGGGGACUUAUGAGAAAUCAUGGAACCCAAUGACUGGAGUUGAAAACCUUUCAACCGUUCCCCGAGAAUCACUCCUCUUAUGGGGAUUCACUCUAACAGACUAUAGGCAGCUGCUGAGGAGCGAAACGAGGGAAGAAUUAAAGCGGCUUCAUCAAGAGACUGACCAAAUAAUGCAACCAUCUCCAGGCCCUUUGAAAAAGUGCAGAAGUCGGGAAGGAAGAAGGCGGCGGGAUCUUACGAAGCCGAUCGUCCAAUGGAUGAAGAUUGGGUUCCCCUCAUCCUUCAAUCCUGUGCAAAAGGAUGGGAAUACAGCCAAACGGCUGAAACCCCAUCGUGUGAACUCACAGGUCAUGCUUCUCGCCCCUUAA
This is a messenger RNA of Darwinula stevensoni, 936 nucleotides long. The record is from the annotation of a GenBank genome assembly. Lineage: Eukaryota; Metazoa; Arthropoda; Ostracoda; Podocopida; Darwinulidae.